Dromiciops gliroides (monito del monte) is the source of this 1272-nucleotide messenger RNA. Its product is annotated as collagen alpha-1(I) chain-like. The record is from RefSeq and is a predicted model, not a curated record. The transcript is spliced from 5 exons. Bases 1 to 1272 code for a protein of 423 amino acids. Lineage: Eukaryota; Metazoa; Chordata; Mammalia; Microbiotheria; Microbiotheriidae.
AUGGGCUACAAAGGGCUGACCUACCUGACACGUGGCUGCCUUGCGUCCUGCACGGUUACAGGGAGGCCUCGGCGGGUUCAAGUCAGCGAUGGAGACAAUGAAAGGAGUUACAGGGUGGAGGAGGCUGGGCAUUCGGGGCACCAGACUGCGCGCAGCUGCCUGCAGGGGCCGAGGGUGGAUGGGGCCGGGCCGGAAGGUCCUCCUGGGAGGAGGGAGGCCAAGGGAUGCUGGCCAGAGGCAGGAAGGCCAGGUAGGGGACCAGGUGGCAGCUGUGGGCGGGGGCAGCGCCAAGAGGUGCGGGGCCCGGUGGGACGGGGUGGGAGCCCCUGGGGGUUGGUUCGGGGCCCAGGAUGGACAGGUAUGUUAAGGGCAUUCCCGUGUGCACUGAACUCUACAAUCAGAGCGCAAGGCUUGGCGCGAAGAGGAAGGCGUGGGGCCCGAGGUCCUCCCCCUGGAUGGGUGGGGCCAACAGGAGGGUCUGGGCCUGGGAUGGCUGCCCGGGUUCAGGGCCGGACUCCAGACUUAGGUCAACCAGCCCGGCCUCCACACCUGGAAGGCGGUCCGGUGUCCAAGGAGCCUCCCUCUGGCUUUGGCGGAAAGGGCCAAUCCGGAAACCCGAGGGCGGGGUCCUUGGGACCCCCUAGAGCCCGCCCCGAACGUGCCUGGCCCACUGGGUCCCCUGCUUCCUCUUCCCCUUCCCAGGCAGCUCUGCCUUUGCAUGCUCGGCCCGGACUCCUCCUCCUGGAAGCCCUCUGGGCGGGCCCUUGGAGCGGAUCGCUAGCUGAAUGCUUUAUAGGAAGCCGGGGCUGGGCGAGGUGGGUCUGGCUGGGGCUGAGCCGGGACCCCACCUCGAGCCCGGGCUUCAGAUCCCACUCGCCCCUGCUGUCCUUUCCUGCUGCUUCCGCCUCUGGUCUGACCUCGUGGAACCCAAGCAUCCUGCCUCCCACCCCAGAGCUCCAGCAUCCCCAGCUUCCCUGUAAGGACACAGAACUCGUGACUCCACGAUCCCAGCUGGACCACAGGGAAUCAGGACCUAGUGGGGAUGGCUACAAAAAUAAGACAUUUGCCCUCUGUUUUGCAGCUCAAGCUGCAGAAGAUUCAGGCCUGACCCAAGAGGAAAACAGGAAGGCAGCAGCAAUGGCUCUCAGCACCCCGAAGACCCCAGCCCAGUUUAAGUGUAGUGAACAUGAAACAGUGCCCAAAGAAUUCUCUCCAUCCUGGUGGUCCCUGCUCUCAUACCAUGCCCUAAAGCCCUUUCUGGCCCAAGAGUGA